Messenger RNA from Mauremys reevesii (Reeves's turtle), 406 nucleotides. Its product is annotated as olfactory receptor 14I1-like. Gene Ontology annotation, molecular function: olfactory receptor activity; G protein-coupled receptor activity; odorant binding. The record is from RefSeq and is a predicted model, not a curated record. Gene Ontology annotation, cellular component: membrane. Gene Ontology annotation, biological process: G protein-coupled receptor signaling pathway. NCBI's taxonomy places the organism in Eukaryota, Metazoa, Chordata, Testudines, Geoemydidae. The transcript is spliced from 3 exons. Bases 1 to 348 code for a protein of 115 amino acids.
AUGGCAGUGCUGUUGAGAGAUGCACAGAACAUACACAUACCAUCACACGAUGUACUGAGGAAGAAAAUGUCCAACCGAACCACCGUGACCGAGUUCCUUUUCCUGGGAUUCUCUGACGUUCGGGAGCUGCAGAUUUUACACUUCCUGGUGUUUCUAGUGAUUUACCUGGCAGCCCUGAUGGGGAAUCUUCUCAUCAUCACAGUUGUUGUCCUUGACCACCACCUUCACACCCCCAUGUACUUCUUCCUGAUGAACCUGUCCAUCCUAGACAUCGGCUCCAUCUCUGUUACUGUCCCCAAAUCCAUGGCCAACUCCCUCAUGAACAUCAGAUCUUCAAAACAGUGCUGAAAAUCCCCACUGAGCGGGGCCGGCAUAAAGCCUUCUCCACCUGCCUCCCUCACCUCAC